AUGAGCUCUACUAAGCAGAAAAAGUAUCAGAGAGAUCUUAAACAAAUUGAUGAAGAAAAUAAUCAAUCAGUAUUACAGGGUAAUAAUCAAGUAGAGAAACAAAAAGAAAAUAUUGACUCCAGUAUGAUUAUCAAUAGAGAAGUACUGCAGAAAUCUAAAAAAUGGACAAAAUAUCCAAAUAGGGGGGUCCAGUUUAAUGGGAGGUCUAACACAAAGUCAGAUUAUCAAAGAGUGGGAUUACAGAGCCACCAGAAGGAGAUAAGCUCAAAAAUCAAUAAAAAGGUAUCUUUCCCCAAGAGAUGUAAACGAGGUAAAAGAGGAGGCCAGAAAAAGUCCUUGUCCAAACCAAAAAAUAGAGUAAAAGCCAUAGAAUCUGAAGAAACUUGGGUAAAUCCAGAGAAAAAGUUUAAAAUCCCUAAAAGAUUGCUCGCCUCAUUUCCUUUCCCUCAAGAUGAUAGGAAGAAAUGGGAAAAUCCAGCGAUAGUGGACGCCUCUGUAUCUAGAUUGUCACGUAAAAUUAUAUUACCUGUCCCAGACGCAGCCUCCUUAAAGGAUACGACUGACCGCGGAAUUGAGACCACACUCAAAUCUCUGUACACAGCUGCUGGGGUGGCAAAAUGGUCAGACUCUGCAAACGUUAUGGUGAAGGCCAUGAAGGAAAUUGGCCUGCUCAACGCACGUGUCAGUGUCCGCACGCAGAGGCUUAUGGCUACGCUAAUAGACUGCGGAUUCCAGGAGAAGCGUGGAGAGCCUGCCCUUCACAGAUCCAAAGGUUCCUCCACUGCCUUUAGAGGUGGUCGAGGAAAAUCCAGAAAACCUGCAACUACAGGUUCUCAAGAACAGCUCAGGUUCUGCUUCCUGAAAGUCUUCAGCAUGACGGUGGACCACACUGCCUGGAGAAAAGAUAACGACAGUAGACAGGAUUCUCCAGGAGAUAACCUCAUUACCCCAAUUAUACAUCCAGCUCUAUCAACUGAUCCCCCUGAACCUGGGAAAUGUUCUCCUGAUCACUCUGAUAUUGGUGCAUCUAUUACAGCUCUGAGAUUAGAUACAGAGUUUCCCUGUUCUACAGAUGCCAAAUGUUUUACACAGAACACAAACCGUAUUACUCAUCAGCCAGCUAAGGCAGGUGGGAGGCCAUUUCCAUGUUCUGAGUGUGGGAAAUGUUUUACAUAUAAAUCAGAUCUUGUUACACAUCAGAGACGUCACACUGGUGAGAAGCCAUUUCCAUGUUCUGAGUGUGGGAAAUUUUUUACAAGUAAAUCAAAUCUUGUUACACAUCAGAGAUGUCACACAGGUGAGAAACCGUAUUCCUGUUCUGAGUGUGGGAAAUGUUUUGCACAGAAAUCUGAUCUUUUUAAACAUCAGAGAAGUCACACAGGUGAGAAGCCGUAUUCCUGUUCUGAGUGUGGGAAAUGUUUUGCAUCGAAAUCAUAUCUUGUUACACAUCAGAGAAGUCACACAGGUGAGAAGCCGUAUUCCUGUUCUGAGUGUAUGAAAUGUUUUCCACAGAAAUCAGAUCUUAUUACACAUCAGAGAAGUCACACAGGUGAGAAGCCGUAUUCCUGCUCUGAGUGUGGGAAAUAUUUUGCAUGGAAAUCAAAUCUUGUUACACAUCAGAGAAGUCACACAGGUGAGAAGCCGUAUUCCUGUUCUGAGUGUGGGAAAUGUUUUACAUCGAAAUCGGAUCUUUUUAAACAUCAGAGAAGGCACACAGGUGAGAAGCCGUAUUCCUGUUCUGAGUGUAUGAAAUGUUUUACACAGAAAUCAGGUCUUGUUAUACAUCAGAGAAGGCACACAGGUGAGAAGCCGUAUUCCUGUUCUGAGUGUAUGAAAUGUUUUCCACAGAAAUCAGGUCUUGUUACACAUCAGAGAAGUCACACUGGUGAGGAGCCAUUUCCAUAUUCUGAGUGUGGGAAAUUUUUUACAAAUAAAUCAAAUCUUGUUACACAUCAGAGAAGUCACACAAGUGAGAAGCCGUAUUCCUGUUCUGAGUGUGGGAAAUGUUUUGCACAUAAAUCGUCUCUUUUUAAACAUCAGAGAAGUCACACAGGUGAGAAGCCGUAUUCCUGUUCUGAGUGUGGGAAAUGUUUUGCAUCGAAAUCAAAUCUUGUUACACAUCAGAGAAGUCACACAGGUGAGAAGCAGCAUUCCUGUUCUGAGUGUAUGAAAUGUUUUCCACAGAAAUCAGAUCUUAUUACACAUCAGAGAAGUCACACUGGUGAGAAGCCAUUUCCAUGUUCUGAGUGUGGGAAAUUUUUUGCAUCGCAAUCAAUUCUUGUUACACAUCAGAGAAGUCACACAGGUGAGAAGCCGUAUUCCUGUUCUGAGUGUGGGAAAUGUUUUGCAUCAAAAUCAAAUCUUGUUGCACAUCAGAAAAGUCACACAGGUGAGAAGCCGUAUUCCUGUUCUGAGUGUGGGAAAUGUUUUGUAUCGAAACCAAAUCUUGUUACACAUCAGAGAAGUCACACAGGUGAGAAGCCAUAUUCCUGUUCUGAGUGUGGGAAAUGUUUUCCACAGAAAUCGGCUCUUGUUACACAUCAGAGAAGUCACACAGGUGAGCAGCCAUAUUCCUGUUCUGAGUGUGGGAAAUGUUUUGCACACAAAUCAUCUUUUGUUAGUCAUCAGAGAAGUCACACAGGUGAGAAGCCGUAUUCCUGUUCUGUGUGUGGGAAAUGUUUUCCACAGAAAUCGGCUCUUGUUACUCAUCAGAGAAGUCACACAGGUGAGAAGCCGUAUUCCUGUUCUGAGUGUGGGAAAUUUUUUGCAACUAAAUCAAAUCUUGUUACACAUCAGAGAAGUCACACAGGUGAGAAGCCGUAUUCCUGUUCUAAGUGUGGGAAAUGUUUUACACAGAAAUCAGGUCUUGAUACACAUCAGCGAUUUCACAGGUGAGAAGCCAUUUUCAUGCUGUGAGAGAAAUAAAUCCGCUCUUGUUGAACAUAUUAGACAUUACCCAAGCACGGAACCAUUUAAAUCUUCUGGAGUAUAAUUAUCACUGUCAUGCAAUGUUCCUCAAGGGUCAAUCCUAUCUCCUAUGCUUCAUGCAAUAUACAGUCUGGUCCAUAUAUGUUGGGACAUCGACACAAUUCUCAUAUUUUGGGCUCUAUACACCACCACAAUGGAUUUGAAAUUAAACAAACAAGAUGUGCUUUAACUGCAGACUUUCCGCUUUAAUUUGAGGGUAUAUACAUCAAAAUCAGGUGAACGGUGUAGGAAUUAAAAUGGUUUUUAUAUGUGCCUCCCACUUUUUAAGGGACCAAAAGUAAUGGUACAAACUAAACAAUCCUAAAUCAAAUAUUGUAAAUCAGUAGAUCAGUGCGCUCGUCCAGUUCAACAAAAAAUACUUUACUACUUAAUGUGGUCGCAGCCCGGAUCAGUGUUUCGUGAAUUGAGCUUUGACAUAUUUUCCAAGGGCGAUCUGAUUACCAUCUCCUAGAUGAAGACCUGGAUACAAUAUCCAUACUGAUAUGCAAAUAUUUAUCUGGUACGCAUAUAAAUUUUGUGUGAUAACUGAAUUUAAUCCCACAUACGGAAAUAUACUACGCUAUAUAGCGAUUCUUUGUGUCUCCUAGCAGCAUUUAGAUCCCAGCAGUAACCUGGACUUAAGAAUGGGGGACGGAUACGCCAUGUGUCAAGCCGUAAUCCGUACGCUAUAAUAUUCUUGCGUGUGACAAAACUAGUGAUGAGCGGAUUCGGUUUUACUCUGUUCUCAAAACGGCAUCUUAUUGGCUUACAGAUGUCAUGUGUUUUGUAUAGCCAAAAAGAUUCUGUUUUGAGAUCCGAGUAAAACCGAAUCCGCUCAUCACUAGACAAAACUGAUUGAAAAAUACUACACCAUAGUCGCUCUCUUGUUUCUUCCUUUGUUUCCAGAAUCCUAAAUCAAACUUUUACUUUUUAAUACUUUGUUGCAAAUCCUUUUGUCAGUUACAGCCUGAAGUCUGGAAAGCAUAGACAUCACCAGACGCUGGGUUUCAUCCCUGGUGAUGCUAUGCCAGGCCUCUACUGCAAAUGUCUUCAGUUCCUGCUUGUUCUUGGGGCAUUUUCUCUUCCGUUUUGUCUUCAUCAAGUGAAAUGCAUGCUCAAUCGGAUUCAGGUCAGGUGAUUGACUUGGCCAUUGCAUAACAUUCCACUUAUUUGCCUUAAACGCUUUGGUUGCUUUCGCAGUAUGCGUCGGGUCAUUGUCCAUCUGCACUGUGAAGCGCCUUCCAGUGAGUUCCGAAACAUUUGACUGAAUAUGAGCAGAUAAAACUGCCCAAAACACUUCAGCAUUCAUCCUGCUGCUUUUAUCAGCAGUCACAUCAAUAAAUACAAGGAAACCAGUUCCAUUGGCAUCCAUACAUGCCCACGCCAUGACACUACCACCACCAUGCUUCACUGAUGAGCUGGUAGGUUUUGGAUCAUGAGCAGUUCCUUUCCUUCUCCAUACUCUUUUCUUCCCAUCACUCUGGUACAAGUUGAUAUUUGUCUCAUCUGUCCAUAGGAUGUUGUUCCAGGACUGUAAAGGCUUUUUUAGAUGUUGUUUGCAAACUCUAAUCUGGUCUUCCUGUUUUAUUGCUCACCAAUGGUUUACAUCUUGUGGUGAACCCUCUAUAUUCACUCUUGUGAAGUCUUCUCUUGAUUGUUGACUUUGACACAUAUACACCUAUCUCCUGGAGAGUGUUCUUGAUCUGGGCAACUGUUGUGAUGGGGUUCGUGCUAUUUAGUA
Messenger RNA from Pseudophryne corroboree (corroboree frog), 4708 nucleotides. Its product is annotated as zinc finger protein 271-like. NCBI's taxonomy places the organism in Eukaryota, Metazoa, Chordata, Amphibia, Anura, Myobatrachidae. The transcript has 6 exons. Bases 1 to 2895 code for a protein of 964 amino acids. The record is from RefSeq and is a predicted model, not a curated record.